Messenger RNA from Fusarium odoratissimum NRRL 54006, 552 nucleotides. RefSeq lists its product as uncharacterized. Bases 1 to 552 code for a protein of 183 amino acids. Lineage: Eukaryota; Fungi; Ascomycota; Sordariomycetes; Hypocreales; Nectriaceae. The transcript has 5 exons. The record is from RefSeq and is a predicted model, not a curated record.
AUGAUGAGUCUGUCACAAGUGGUUGGCCAGGAUCAAGACGAGAGGACCGAUCAGAGACAGGGGCAUAAUACGUACAAGGAUCGUCGUCAUAAAGGCGGAAAUGGAGCGCUGUCGAUGCAAUCACAAUUCUUUGACAACGAAGGGUUCCAGUCGAGUUUCUCAGCCUUGGAGGAAAAGAUUGUCAGUUUUGUUAGUGUCGAAACUAUUGCCUUCUGGUGCACGCCAUGGGAUAAAUCGAACUUUGGCAAGGGCGACCCAUGUACCCGAGCCCCAUUGAGGAAGGCCCCCGAUCUCACCUGCCUACGGUACAUGCAUGGCAUUUUUGACUUCCGUGGGGAUCUGCGACCAAGCAGCAGCAACUGGGGCCACGUCGAAGGGUUUGCUAGUAUUAUCAAUAUCAAACCGCCAGCAACGGUGGGAGCAAAAUUUAUGUCAACGAGGUCAACAACGAGUGGCCGACGGUUGGCUUGGGUCGCGUGCAUCCAGCAGCAGGAUUCAGGUGAGGACCACCCCGGACCCUGGUUCGCCAUGCCUCGUGUGCUGUUUCCUUGA